UCUGAGCUGGUGGUCCUUGAGCAGCCUCCCAGCAGGGAGAAGCCCUUCAGGUGCUUGGAAUGUGGGAAGAGGUUCAAGGCCAGCACCAAGCUCCUCAUCCACCAACACAUCCACACUGGGGAACGACCCUACACGUGUGGGGAGUGUGGGAAGAGCUUCAACUGUAACCCCAACCUGAUCCAACAUCAGCGCAUCCACACUGGGGAACGGCCCUACACAUGUGGGGAAUGUGGGAAGAGCUUUAGGCAGAGCUCCGCAAUGAUCCUACACCAGCGCAUCCACACUAGGCAGAAGCCAUACAAGUGUGGGGAAUGUGGGAAGAGCUUUAGGCAGAACUCUGUCCUCCUCAUCCACCAACGCAUCCACACCGGGGAACGACCCUACAAGUGCUUGGAAUGUGGGAAGAGGUUUAGGACCAGCUCACAUAUCCUCCUGCACCAGCGGACGCACACGGAUGAGAUGCCCUUCCGCUGCACUGACUGCGGGAAGGGCUUCAGGCAGAACUCCCACCUGGUCAUCCACCGGCGCAUCCACACUGGGGAACGGCCCCACAAGUGCUUGGAAUGUGGGAAGAGGUUUCGGACCAGCUCACAUCUCCUCCUGCACCAGCGGACACACACAGAUGAGAGGCCCUUCCGCUGCACCGACUGCGGAAAAGGCUUCAGCCAGAAUUCCUCCCUUGUCACCCACCGACGCAUCCACACCGGAGAGAGGCCCUACAAGUGUGGGGAGUGUGGGAAGAGCUUUGCCCAGAGCUCUACCUUGACCUCACACCAACGGACCCACCGGUAAGGGAAGUGCCUUGAGUGCCCCGACUGCAGGAAGAGCUUCGACUGCUGCUGCUGCUGCAACUCCAUCAGCCAUUGAAGGACCCCCGUUGGGUGAUCCACAGGAACCCACGUUGGGCACAGACCUGGUGACCCUUGUUCCAGGUGAUCCAUGCUGGGCACACACCUGGUGACCCGUGUCCAACCCCUGUCCUGACCCCUCUGACAGUGAGGGUGACCCAGGGUCUUGUUAACUGAUCCCUUGGGGAAAAUUAGAGUUAGUUUAUCUAUCUAUCUCUCUAUCUAUCUCUCUAUCUAUACGUAGGGUUCAGUUUAGAUCAAUUUUGUUUCCUUGUAGAGUAGGUUUGAGGCAGUUUUGGCUCCUGUCUAUAGUGAUCUAAAAGCAUAAAAAUAACACUUCCUCUCUCUGGCUCCAAGCCCAGCCUGUCCCCUCCAGGGGUAGAUGUUACCACCCCUUCCCCGGGCGGUUCCUUUGCCCCUGGGCAGCAAAGCCCCCGCUGCUUCUGCAACGGCAGAGUGUUGGAGCCAUGGACCAUUAACAUUCCAGUCUCUCCCAGCUCUGCAUCCCAAAAGCCGAACGGGAUCAAUGUGUCCCCUCAAAGUGACUCAAUCCCGUAGCAGUUCAUAUUCCAGGAAGAAUGCCGAAGGGCAUCCUGGGACUCAUAGUCCUUCGGUCUCUGUCGCACGUGCGCAGUGAAGUGCUCAGAUGGGAGUGCUUGAGGAGGUCCCAUGUCACCGUUUGAAGUGUCUGUAUAAGCUUGUGUUGAUCUUAAUAAAACUAAUUGGGUUACUGCACCCCCGUGUCGACUGGGUUCGUGCAAGACAAAUGCUCUAAAUGGCCACCCCAAUCGGGACAUUCAACAGGCGUCGGUAACCAGAGGCCAAAGGCCUUGGGACAUCUUGCCAUGGCAUCUGUCCUGAUGGAAUUCCAAGGAAAAAGGAAGAGCUCUUCGACAAAUUGUGCGCAUCAGUCACCUCUGCAGAAACAGGACAAAAAGAGAAAAAGGACAAAAAAGGACAAAAGAAGAAAAAUCCGGCUUCAGCAAACAAGAGGUGACCUAUUAGGAUGGGAGGGAUGUAUUCCCACCCACGAGGGGAGGUGUUCCCCAGAAAUUAAAGAAGAAGCUGAAGCUGUCAGCCAGUCCUUAAAAACGCUUGUGGAAGAUAUUACAGAAACCUGGUUGGUAGAGAGAGGACACAUUAAAGAUUCUAUACCGCUGGUCUCACGCUAAAGCAAGAAAACUAUUAGAAGGUCACUGAUCAGUGUGUUUGUGAAACUGCUUUGUUUAAGAAACUGCAA
Messenger RNA from Pipra filicauda (Wire-tailed manakin), 2088 nucleotides. Its product is annotated as zinc finger protein 664-like. The transcript has a single exon. Gene Ontology annotation, molecular function: DNA-binding transcription factor activity, RNA polymerase II-specific; RNA polymerase II cis-regulatory region sequence-specific DNA binding. Gene Ontology annotation, cellular component: nucleus. The record is from RefSeq and is a predicted model, not a curated record. NCBI's taxonomy places the organism in Eukaryota, Metazoa, Chordata, Aves, Passeriformes, Pipridae. Bases 259 to 792 code for a protein of 177 amino acids. Gene Ontology annotation, biological process: regulation of transcription by RNA polymerase II; central nervous system development.